Pyrus x bretschneideri (Chinese white pear) is the source of this 783-nucleotide messenger RNA. RefSeq names its product receptor-like protein 3. The record is from RefSeq and is a predicted model, not a curated record. The transcript has a single exon. The coding region runs from base 1 to 783 and encodes 260 amino acids. NCBI's taxonomy places the organism in Eukaryota, Viridiplantae, Streptophyta, Magnoliopsida, Rosales, Rosaceae. Gene Ontology annotation, molecular function: protein binding.
AUGAAUCGCCUCGAGAUCCUUGAUUUGAGCUAUAACCUUCUUUAUGGAGAGAUACCAUUUUCUCUACCACCUAGAAAUAUCCAGACAAUAGAUUUGUCAAGCAAUCACUUUCAUGGUGCAAUUCGAUCUUCUUUCUUCGAACAAGCUUGGAACUUAACUAGUUUCAAUGUCAGCAACAACACCUUGUCUGGAUAUAUCUCUUCAUCUACUUGUCUCCAAUCUUCUCCUUCCAUUAGAGUAUUGGAUUUUUCCUCCAAUGAAUUUAGUGGCAACAUUUCUCAUGGGUUUGGGGGAUGUUCCAAAUUGCACAUUCUUCGCGCCGAUCACAAUAAUUUGUCAGGAUCACUUCUAGAAGAUAUUUAUAACGCUACCAAACUUGAGGAACUUGUAUUACCUCUCAAUUCACUAAAUGGAGCCAUUAGUGAAAGAAUUGCCAACCUCACCCAACUUACAAUCCUUGACCUCUCCUUUAAUCAUUUGAGUGGUGUGAUCCCCCUCAAUUUUGGGAAGCUCUGGAAGUUGAAAUUCAUGAAUUUUGAUUUCAAAAGCUUAGAAGGUAAUUUGCCCCCAUCUUUGAUGAAUUGCACAAACCUCAUAGAACUCCAUUUGAGAUUCAACUACUUGGAAGGAGACCUCACCACAGCUAAUUUCUCCAAACUCAACCACCUUAGUAAACUUGACCUACUUAGGAAUAACUUCACUAGUGUCUUUCCGAGAAGCCUUUACUCAUGCAGGUUCCUAAAAGCAAUUCGGUUGAGUGAUAAUCCUUAUCUAAAAGGAUAA